AUGCCGGUGCAGCAGUCGCUGUUGUUGGACAGCGACCUCCGUAACUGGGUGCUUUUGCCCAUUACGGUGGUGAUGGUGCUGGUGGGGAUGUUUCGGAACAAUUUGAUGCAGCUAUUUGAGAGCAAGCCCAAGCUGGCGACGUUGGCGGCUGCGCGGCAGCAGAAUAUCAUGCGGCGUGCGUCGGCGCUGCGUUUGAACUACCCGGUGCUCCCGCCGGCGUCGGUGGCGGCGCGCAAAGCGUUUCUGGCGCGUGUGCUGUCGGACGGCUCCUACCUGGACCCGCAAGCGAAGCGUGUGACGUCGCCGGACGAGAUGCCCGAGUCGCCGGUGAAUGAUGCGAUGAUGGAGAACCUGAUGGACCAGGCGAAGCGCAGUCUGCUGAUGAUGGUGCCGCAGACGGUGAUUAUGGGCUGGGUCAACUUUUUCUUCACGGGCUUUGUGCUGAUCCGCCUGCCCUUCCCGCUCACGCAGCGCUUCAAGAUCAUGCUCCAGCGCGAUAUCGACACGCCUGAUCUGGACGUGUCGUGGGUCUCGUCGCUGAGCUGGUACUUUUUGAACUUGUACGGACUCGAUGCUAUCUACCGCCUCGUGCUGGGCAACAACCGCGCGGCCGACUCGAUGCGCGACAUGGCGGCGUUCGGUGCUGGCGCCGCGAUGAUGCAGCAGCAGCCGCAGAUGCCGGGCCAGCAGGUGGACCAUGCGAAGCUGCACGCGGCGGAGCGCGAGAGUCUCGAGCUGAUUGGUGCCGUCAGCACGAAGGACGCCCGCUGGAUCGGCGAUGGGAUCGAGGCGCGUGUGCUCGGCGCAUAUGCCUCUUCAUAG
Molecule: messenger RNA, 822 nt
Organism: Malassezia restricta
Lineage: Eukaryota; Fungi; Basidiomycota; Malasseziomycetes; Malasseziales; Malasseziaceae
Product: DUF850 domain protein
Exons: 1
Coding region: 1-822 (273 amino acids)
Biological process (GO): protein folding in endoplasmic reticulum
Cellular component (GO): EMC complex; membrane
Source: RefSeq, a predicted model, not a curated record